CAUUUCACUGUCCAUUGUGUUCUUUUCAUACAUCUCACCAUGUGAUUCUAUUCAAGGAACCAAACUUCUGUGUAAGUGGUAGUGAGCAUGUGAUCAUGUUGAACCUAUAAGGGGGAUACAGUGUCACUUCAGACUGGCCAAUCAAACACAGUCUUGCCUCUUAAGAGUGAAGAAAACUGCAGAUUAUUUUUAUUUAACUCAGAUAUUUGAACACGAUGACAUCUCCAAAUCUUGUUGUCUACCUGACAUGUCUGUUGUUGGGGAAAAUGGGUGAGUCAUAAUUAAAACUUUGGAUGCUUCUGAACAUUUUAAUGUACUCAAUAUGUUGUAAAUUAUCACAGGAUUUAUUGUGCAUUUGCUUUGUCUUUCAUUUCACAUCAGCUCAAGCGACUAAUCAGAACUCCGAGAGUAAUUUUGUGUCAGCUAAUGUUGGUGAAAGCUUGACUUUACAAUGUUUCUUUGGCCAUGAUGAUCCAACAAGGAUUUUCUGGUACAAGCAAAGUCUGGGAGAGAAACCAAGGCUUAUCUCUACCCUAUAUGCGUUCAGUAGAAACGGCACUUUCUUUGAUGAAUUCAAGAACAAUCCACGCUUCGCAUUGGAUACUGAAACGGGUAACAAUCACUUGAAGAUAUCAGAUCUACGCACUUCGGACUCAGCUACUUACUACUGUGCAAAAAGGACUAUAACUAUUGAAUUUUUGGUAGGAACUUUAGUUAGCGUAAAGGGUUCGGGUUUGGAUGUCCCAGCUUUGGUCCAUCAGUCAGAGUCUGACACCGUCCAGCCAGGAGGCUCUGUGACUCUGAACUGCACCGUCCACACUGGGACCUGUGAGGGAGAACACAGUGUUUACUGGUUCAAAAACUCUCAGAAAUCUUAUCCAGGACUCAUUUACACCAAUGGAGGCAGGAAUGAUCAGUGUAAGAGGAACACACAGACACAAACCUGUGUCUACGACCUGCCAAUGAAGACCCUGAAUCUGUCUCAUGCUGGGACCUACUACUGUGCUGUUGCAUCAUGUGGACACAUACUGUUUGGAAAUGGGACCAAGCUGGACUUUAAGGAUGAAGUUGACUCUUUUGGCUUGGUGUAUUUCCUGAGUGGAGCUUUGACUUUCAUGUCCAUCCUGGUUGCGUUACUGGCUUUCUUAUUGUACAAGUUGACCAAGAGAACUAGGUGCCAGUGUUCAGAGUCUGAAGCAAGAAAUCCAUCUCCGUCCGCAGCAAAUGCAGAGGGUUACCAAGAUGCAGAAAGCCUCCAUUAUGCUGCUUUAAGUGUCAACCUGCCCAACAGAUCAAGAAGACAGAGGGACAACAGCAAUCAUGAAUGUGUGUACUCCAGUGUAAAGCAAUAGAACUGGACAUUUGUACCAAAUUUUUAGUAUUUCUUUGAACAUGUAUUAUUCAUUUAGAUGCAGAGUUAAAUGUAUGUUUGUACUUUUCUUGUGGUCCGGGAUGUGUAGUUUCAAAUAUGGAUAUACAAACCUCUCAAAUAUGCAGCUGAUCACUCGUUAUAAGUUGAAAAUCACAUUUCUGGAGGUGAUGAAAUACUCAAGUUUAUAUCCAUUAAUCUAUAUAAUUGCUGAAAAGGGAAAUAAAAAGUUGCUUGUUUAACCUGCUAAUCUUCAAAAGAUUCUGUUAUUAAUCCAGACAGAAAUGAUGGAAAUGGUUUCUAUAAAGUUUAACCCAUAAAGUCUCUUAACAGAUCAUGUUGCUAAACACAGCCACAUGUAUACCAUAAUUGUAAAAAAAAAAAAAAAAAAAGAAGUUAAAAAGAAGAUAACAUGCUCAGUCCAGUUGCAGUGUGUUUUAAUAGAGAAACUGUGAGAAGACGGUCCUGACAGUGUUAUUAAUGGAGAGAGAACUUUUAACUGAUGUGUGAUUUUUCAUGAGACUGCGAGGACUGUUUUUGAUUUCUCUAUCUCCAACACACCUGUUGAUAUUUUUUGCCAUUUAUUCUUGAACAUUUCCAUUUUUCUUAGCACUUACAGGAUAUUAUUGUCAGUUAUUCAUCACCUUCGCCCUCUCUCAAGCCUUUUAAAUAUUUCAACUGUGGUCCUGAUACUUUACCAAUCUGAGCUUGUUCUUCUCUAGUGUUACUUUGCUUCUUGUUUUGUUUUUUUAAAGCAUGCAUCUAAAAUCAUAGAAAUAUAUUUGUGGUUAAACCAAAAGGCCAGAUUAAUUUAUGCUAAACAGAAAGCUGCUGUAUUGAAAGCUGCUGUAUAGAAAGUUAAAUUAUUUCUCUUUUGUCCUUAAUUAUUUUUUCACCUUAUGUGCAUUUGCAUUAUUUUAUUUUUUUUCACCUUAUGUGCAUUUGCAUUAUUUUAUUUUUUUUCACCUUAUGUGCAUUUGCAUUUCCAUUAACUGUUUGUUACUUUGAUGCUUGUUUUGUUUUUUUUGAAAGCAUGCAUCUAAAAUCAUAGAAAUAUAUUUGUGGUUAAACCAAAAGGCCAGAUUCAUUUAUGCUGCACAGAAAGCUCCUGUACAGAAAGUUAUAUUAUUUCUCUUUUGUCCUUAAUUGUUUUUUUUUUCACCUUAUGCGCAUUGUGCAUUUCCAUUAACUGUUUAUGCAAAAUAACAAAUAAAUUACAUUUAUUUGUGGGA
This is a messenger RNA of Centropristis striata (black sea bass), 2601 nucleotides long. RefSeq lists its product as uncharacterized. The transcript has 4 exons. NCBI's taxonomy places the organism in Eukaryota, Metazoa, Chordata, Actinopteri, Perciformes, Serranidae. The coding region runs from base 294 to 1352 and encodes 352 amino acids. The record is from RefSeq and is a predicted model, not a curated record. Gene Ontology annotation, biological process: response to bacterium.